Messenger RNA from Kogia breviceps (pygmy sperm whale), 2542 nucleotides. NCBI's taxonomy places the organism in Eukaryota, Metazoa, Chordata, Mammalia, Artiodactyla, Physeteridae. The record is from RefSeq and is a predicted model, not a curated record.
CGCAUUUCCGGUCUUUGUGGCUGGCACCUGCAGGUCCGCGGCUCGUGCCCUGGCACCUCCUGAGCUUCGCGGAAAGAAGAGAUUACUCAAAAGAAACUCUGAAAUAGAGGACCCAGUUGUAGUGAGCUUUUUGCUAAGCUGUUUCAGCCCAGAACGGCUAUGGAAUCCAGAGCAGUUUCAACCCCGGUACCUCAGAAUUCUCAGGAACAAGAGCUAAUACUAGUGAAAGUAGAAGAAAGCCUUUCUUGGGGUCAGAAACUUAAGCAGAAUGGGAGUGCCCGAUCCUGCCAGGAAUUGUUUCGCCAGCAGUUCCGAAAGUUUUGCUACCAGGAGACACCUGGGCCCCGGGAGGCUCUGGGCCGACUCCAGGAGCUUUGCUGUCAGUGGCUGAGGCCAGAGCUGCACACGAAGGAGCAGAUCCUGGAGCUGCUGGUGCUGGAGCAGUUCCUGAGCAUCCUGCCUGAGGAGCUGCAGAUCUGGGUUCAGCAACACAGUCCAAAAAGUGGCGAGGAAGCUGUGACUCUGUUGGAGGAUUUGGAGAGGGAAUUUGAUGAUCCAGGGCAGCAGGUCCCAGCUAGUCCACAGGGACCAGCAGUGCCAUGGACAGAUUUGACAUGUCUUGGAGCAUCCCAGGAGUUAACAAACAUCGAACUCCAGCCUUUAAAGACACAGCUGAAACCCUGGGAACCUUGCCUUUCCCCCAGAAGCGUAUUACACGAGCAAAGUCCACAAAAUCCUGAAGGUGAGAGAAUACAGUCCAUUCCGGGAAUUGCAGGUUGUAAGAACAAUGGAUCAGCAACAAAGAAGGACGUUUCAGGAGAGAAAUCGCAAAGACUUCCCCAGGAGCCUUCAUUUGGAGGAAUUAGUGAACAUGAAAGCAGUUCGGAGUGGCAGCAAGGAAGUGCUACCGGGGAGAAAUUAAGAAGAUCCCCUUCCCAAGGGGGCAGUUUUAGUCAAGUAAUCUUCACACACAAAUCUCUAGGAAACAAAGACCAUCCUGAGCCCCAGAGAAGCUUGAUUCUAAAUACAAACUCUAUAACAUAUCAGAAAGUUCCUACAGAAGGGAGACCUUACAGGUGUGAUGUAUGCGAGCACAGCUUCAAACAGCAUUCUGCUCUAACACAGCAUCAGAGAAUCCAUACUGGAGAAAAGCCGUACAAAUGUAGCCAGUGUGGGAAGGCCUUUAGUUUGAGGUCCUAUCUUAUUAUUCAUCAGAGAAUUCAUAGUGGUGAGAAAGCAUAUGAAUGUAGUGAAUGUGGGAAGGCCUUCAACCAGAGCUCAGCCCUCAUUAGACAUCGGAAAAUCCAUACUGGUGAGAAAGCUUGUAAAUGUAAUGAAUGUGGCAAAGCAUUCAGUCAAAGUUCAUAUCUCAUUAUCCAUCAAAGAAUUCACACUGGUGAGAAACCCUAUGAGUGUAAUGAGUGUGGGAAAACCUUUAGCCAAAGCUCAAAGCUUAUUAGACACCAGCGAAUUCAUACAGGAGAGAGACCUUAUGAAUGUAAUGAGUGUGGAAAAGCUUUCAGGCAGAGCUCAGAGCUGAUAACCCAUCAGAGAAUACAUAGUGGAGAGAAACCCUAUGAAUGUAGUGAGUGUGGAAAAGCCUUCAGUCUGAGCUCAAACCUCAUCAGACACCAGAGAAUUCACAGUGGAGAGGAACCUUAUCAGUGUAAUGAAUGCGGCAAAACCUUCAAAAGGAGCUCAGCCCUUGUUCAACAUCAGAGAAUCCACUCUGGGGAUGAGGCUUACAUAUGUAGUGAAUGUGGGAAGGCUUUCAGGCACAGAUCAGUCCUCAUGCGCCAUCAGAGAGUCCACACUGUAAAGUGACUUAUGAAUACAAUGAACACUGUAAAUACUUGAGUCAGGCUUCUAUCUUUGUUAGUCAAAAGGGUUUAAUUUACUUUGGAGUGAGACUUCAUGAAAGUGGUUGUACAGUACUAGGUCUCGAAUCAGUCUGACUUUAUUACAGCACUUGCCAGUGCUCAGGCACAUUGUCCCCUGAAAGCUUUUCCUGUGACUAAUUAGAAGAGCAGACAGAAGAAUCAUUGCUCCUUUCUCUUACCAGUAAGAAUACUCAGGAACUGCGAAAGAUGGGACUAUAACAUGGAAACAUCAUUUUCCAUGAGAAUGUCACGAAGAGGGCACAGCAGCUCUGUCACUGCAUCGAACUGUCAGUGGUCCAGAUUUGGAGGAUGGUGUGGAGAGUAUGAGGGACAUUUUGUCUCAGGAAUGCAAAAAUUAUACUGACCAGUUAAGAACAGUGGCAGGGCAGCAAGAUAUGGGGAAACAGUUUCAUCGAUGACUUACUGAGCCCAAGGCAGACCAAAAGUGAGAUAGUGAAAAGAAAAUACAAAUUAAGUUAUCCAACAGUUAUUUUUUGAGUGGCUGCUUUGUGCCAGGCACUAGAGAUACAGUGGAAAAUAAGACCAUAUCUUCCGUUUGACGGACAACACACGCAGGCAGUGACACUGUGGUACGAUCAGUGCUGUGUGAUGUUAAGGAGUACCUGACCCGACCUUGGAUCAGGGAAGGCUUCUGAGAAAAA